AAUACAAGCAUAGUAACAAUCCGUAAGGAAUGUGGAAGUAAUCAUGGUUGUCAUAGAAACUAAAAAGCAAAUUUUGGAAAUAGGUGAAUCAGUUUUCUGUCUUUACCAGGGAAACAAAUGGUGUUCUCAUCUCAUGCAUGGCUCCAAGCUAAUCCGAGAGCGUUAAGGAAUGGAAUUUAGUCGGUUAUGCAGAGUGCCGACCUGUAAAAAGAAACUGCAGGCAAUUUGAAACCAGAAUCAACCCACAUUGAUACUGUUACUUUGUCCUGAUCGAUUCUGCAGAACUUAAGCUACAAAGUAGCUGACUUAAUUGAUUUCAUUUGGAAUUUGUUAUUCCUAAACAGAGAUUUUGUUGACCCCUUUUUUAUUAGAUGUAAAUUCUUCUGCUAUAAAUUUGGCUCUGAACCAUUGGGAGGCAAGGCAAUCUCAUAUCAGGGUUCAGUAACCGUAUCACUUUCUUCUUCCGCGCUUAAGAUCGAAAGAUGGCCAAGGCUCUAAGCUUAGUCAUAUUGUUCUCACUUCUCUGCAAGUUCACAGUUGGUACAGGAAGAGCAACCGAUCUUUCUGCUGCCAUUAAUGCAACAGCACCAGCAGCUGCUCCAUUUGCACUCUCUCUCCGUGACGAUGAAGAUGGUGGCAUUUGUGAUCUCCUGGUCACAAAUCAAGGCUACAUCUGUGAAGAGCACACGGUGACAACUUCAGAUGGUUACAUACUGAGUUUACAGAGGAUCCCAGUUGGGAUUUCAGGUGGCAUAACCCCAGGGAAAAGGACACCAGUCCUUCUGCAACAUGGAGUGUUAAUGGAUGGGAUGACAUGGCUGCUUCUGCCUCCAAACCAGUCCCUAGCAUUUGUUUUAGCCGAUAAUGGGUACGAUGUAUGGAUCGCCAACAGUCGAGGAACAAAGUAUAGCCGCGGCCAUGUCUCACUCACCACAGAUGACAAAGAUUACUGGAAUUGGUCAUGGGAUGAGCUAGUGAACUAUGAUCUUCCAGCUACAGUUGGUUAUGUUCAUAACCAAACUGGGGAGAAAUUGCAUUACAUUGGACACUCACAGGGGACUUUGAUAGCUCUUGCUUCCUUAUCAAAGGGUCUGUUGAUGGACAAGCUGAGAUCAGCUACAUUGCUUUGCCCCAUUGCAUAUCUUGGUCAGAUGACCUCCUUCCUGGCCAGAGUUGGUGUUGAUCUAUUCAUUGCUAAGGAUCUGUACUGGUUAGAUUUCAAGGAAUUCAAUCCCAAAGGGAUUGAUGUUGCAAACUUGCUUCACAACAUCUGCAAUGUACCUGGUGUAGACUGUGGAGACCUGAUGACUGCAAUUACAGGUCAGAAUUGCUGUCUGCAAUCUUCCACAGUGGACCUGUUUCUCAAAUAUGAACCACAACCUACAUCAACGAAGAACAUGAUCCACUUUGCACAGAUGGCGAGGCGAGGAACGUUGGCGAUGUACGAUUAUGACGACGAAUACGAGAACAUGAACCACUAUGGCCAGCCUAGCCCUCCAGAGUACACCAUGACAACCAUUCCUGACGACUUCCCUCUCUUCUUCAGCUAUGGAGGGACCGACACGCUUUCGGACAAAAGCGAUGUGAGGAUCCUGCUGGAUGUGCUGAAGGGCCGUGAUGAUAGCAAUGGCAAGUUCAUGACUCAGUAUGUGAAUAACUACGCUCAUGCUGACUAUGUCAUGGCUGAUGCUGCUAAAGAGGAAGUUUAUGAUCUCGUCCUGACCUUCCUCAAGCUUCAUUGAGAGAGUACAGAGAGACGACUUGCUUGUGAAUAGAAUGAGAAUCCCAUU
This is a messenger RNA of Linum trigynum, 1790 nucleotides long. Lineage: Eukaryota; Viridiplantae; Streptophyta; Magnoliopsida; Malpighiales; Linaceae. The record is from the annotation of a GenBank genome assembly.